GAGGAGGAGGAGGAGGAGGAGAAGUGGGGUCGUUAGCGGGACGUUUUCCCUCCUCUGCUUCACUCUCUCCAUCCUGUCACGGUGUGAGCCUCAUCCUCCACGAUACACCACCACCACCACCACCUCCUCCUCCUCGCUCUCCACUCGUGCAGGCAACCGCAAGGACGUCCUCCUCCUCCUCAUCUUCCGACUCUUCCUCUCCCUUCUUCUUCCAGUGCAGACGAUGCGAGCAACGAGCUACUAGGACAACUUCUUCUUCCUCCUCUUUUCCUUGUGAAUCGCAGAUCUCGGGACUUCUACUCAUCUGCCACCUUUGAAUGUGACAUUGCUCUGAGCAGCCAGGGAAUAAAAAGCCAUCACCAGCAUGAAUUUCGUUAUGAAACAAGCGUUGGGAGGGGCCACCAAGGACAUGGGCAAGAUGUUAGGCGGCGAGGAGGAGAAAGACCCUGAUGCCCAGAAAAAGGAGGAGGAGAGGCAAGAAGCACUGAGGCAACAAGAGGAAGAACGGAAAGCCAAGUAUGCCAGAAUGGAGGCAGAGAGGGAAAACAUCCGGCAGGGCAUCAGGGACAAGUACGGCAUCAAGAAGAAAGAAGAGAAGGAGGCGGAGGCAGCGGCCGCCAUGGAGCAGGCCUCAGAGGGCAGCCUAACGCGCCCCAAGAAGGCGGUGCCCACCGGCUGUGGCGAAGAGGAGGAGGAGGAGAGCAUCGUGGACACGGUGAUGAAGUUCAUCCCAGCACCGCUCAUGGAUAUGUUCAACAAGAAGUAACGUCGCCUCGCUUACGACCACCUCCUCCACCCUUCCUCCCUCCUCACACCCUGCUCUUCUUCCACUGCUGUGACAUGGCGUAAUGUUGGUCACAAAAUGGCUAGUUAUAUGUACUGUCUGCCACUUAUUAAUUUGUAAAAAUAGACAUCAUUAUCACCCCCAUUAUGCCCACUUUAAUUUGUAAAUAGUCUGGUGAUACAUGACAAAUAAUUCUAUAUAUAUAAAAUAUGUAUAUGACAUAUAACCAGAUGGAUAGAUGAGUACAAGCCAUAUUUUUAACUUUGAAGAAUAUAUCCAAAUCAUUUUUUGGUUCUUUUAUGUUAAGAUUUGAUACAUGGGGGGGGUGGGGGGGAUCCUCUCUGUGACGUA
This is a messenger RNA of Hippocampus comes (tiger tail seahorse), 1135 nucleotides long. RefSeq names its product complexin-2. The transcript is spliced from 4 exons. Lineage: Eukaryota; Metazoa; Chordata; Actinopteri; Syngnathiformes; Syngnathidae. The coding region runs from base 365 to 766 and encodes 133 amino acids. The record is from RefSeq and is a predicted model, not a curated record. Gene Ontology annotation, cellular component: SNARE complex; terminal bouton. Gene Ontology annotation, biological process: synaptic vesicle exocytosis; neurotransmitter transport; regulation of neurotransmitter secretion. Gene Ontology annotation, molecular function: syntaxin binding.